Podarcis raffonei (Aeolian wall lizard) is the source of this 10840-nucleotide messenger RNA. RefSeq names its product SZT2 subunit of KICSTOR complex (gene SZT2). NCBI's taxonomy places the organism in Eukaryota, Metazoa, Chordata, Lepidosauria, Squamata, Lacertidae. Gene Ontology annotation, cellular component: peroxisome. The coding region runs from base 62 to 10696 and encodes 3544 amino acids. The transcript is spliced from 71 exons. The record is from RefSeq and is a predicted model, not a curated record.
CUUCCUCUUCCGGGUUGGUGCGUCAGGAGGUCGGAGGUCACGGAGUUGGAAAGUGCUGGCCAUGGCGGCCUCGGAGAGACCCGAAGCAGAGGUAGAGGAGGCCGGGCAGGUCUUUCUCUUGAUGAAAAAGGAUUAUCGAAUUUCACGCAACGUGCGCCUGGCUUGGUUUCUCAGUCGUUUGCAUCAGGUGAUCUGGGCAGUGCCUGAAUCUGAACUGGUGCAUUCAGAUAAUGAGUUGGAUAUUCUCAGCAUCCUUCCAAAUAGCUGGCAACCUGACGAGCCUGUUCAGCCCAGGCCAUAUCUCCUAGUGCCUUCUACACAAGUCACUUUCCUUGCGCGCCAGUACCGUUUUGUGAUUGAAUUGGAUUUGAGCCCUUCUACGGGGAUUGUGGAUGACUCUACAGGGGAGAUAAUUUUCGAUGAAGUGUUCUAUGCCCUGUCCCGGUGUUUAGUGGGGUUGUUAAAGCCUUUUCGGAUCCCAGGCUCGGACAUCAUCUACCAACCUGAGAUCUUCAUCACCAUCCAAGUAUAUUCUUCCAUCAUUGGUCUGCAGACACACCAGGUACUAUUCCAAGGUUGUCUGCUGGAUGAGACCAAAACAGAGACCUUCCUGCAGCAGGUUUAUACACGGCUGUGCACCUUUGAGAACAAAGUGGCUGAGAUGCUCCAGCAGCAGUAUGAGCCCAAAACUCAGGUGGACCUGUCCUCCCUUAACCAGGAACGUCUUUGUGACCCCCAGGAGCCUUCGGGGAGGAAACUGGGCGUCUCUAUGGUCACUGCUGACGUCGGACUUGUCACUAUGAUUCGGCAGGGGAUUCUGGCACUUCAGCUGCUGCCAUCCAACUCCAGUGCAGGGAUUAUCGUGAUCACAGAUGGUGUCACCAGUGUCCCAGAUGUAGCAGUCUGUGAGACUCUGCUCAACCAACUGCGCAGUGGGACUGUGGCUUGUUCCUUUGUUCAGGUGGGUGGAGUCUACUCUUACGAUUGCAGUUUUGGUCACGUUCCCAAUGUGGAGCUCAUGAAGUUCAUUGCCAUGGCAACGUUUGGUACAUACCUCUCCACGUGUCCUGAGGUGGAGCCUUCUAGUUUGGACCUGAAUGUCUACCACAAAGCUUUUCUGCUGUACUCCUUUCUGCGCAGCGGGGAAUCACUGAACCCUGAGUAUUACUGUGUGUCCCAGCACAGGCUGUUCAAUGAACACCUUGUUUCCGCAAGCAGCAACCCUGCCUUGGCUAUGAGGCGGAAGAAGCAUACGGAGAAGGAAGUACAUGCUGAUCUUAUCAGUAUCAUCUCUGUCCGGCUGCGAGAGGGAUAUAGUAUCCGCGAGGUCAACGUCACAAAAGGUGGCACUCAUCUAGAAGUGAAGUUAGUUCUGUUGUGGAAGCACAAUAUGAGAAUUGAAUACUUGGCAGUGGCCCCAUGGCCCUUGGACCCUUCUAAACGUAGUACAUGGGUGGAAGUGACUAUGGAGGGCAGCUAUGACAUUUUGCACGACAUCAGCUGCACCAUGCGGAAACCUAUCACCAGCCUGUACCGCACAACUGUGAUACGCCGCUUCUGGAACACUUUGCAAAGCAUCAACCAAACAGAUCAGAUGCUGGUUCACCUACAGUCAUUUGACAGUGUGCCAGAACACUUCACAAUCCCUGAAAGCACUAGAAAUGGAGUGCCUCUCUUCUACAUUCCUCCAGGAUCCACAACACCGGUACUGUCGUUGCAGCACAGCAGCUCGGACUCCUGCCACUCGCAGUUUGCAGCCUAUUGGAAGCCCAUUCUGUCUAUGGAUGCCAACUUCUGGCAGAGGUGGCUGCACAUGCACCGCAUCGUAAUCCUCUUGGAGCAUGACAUGCCAGUCCCAAAGCAUUUGCACACCCCAGGCAACAACGGCCGCUACAGCACUAUUCAGUGCCGCAUCUCGCACUCGGCGCUGACUUCCUUGCUGCGUGACUGGAGUAGCUUUGUGCUUGUGGAAGGCUACUCCUACGUCAAGCUCAUGCGCAGUUCUGAGGAUCAGCCUCCUUUUUCAUUCUAUGUGGUGCGGAUCAUUUCCAAAGCUCCCUGCAUGGUCCUUCGUCUGGGGUUCCCCAUUGGGACGCUUGCUAAGAUCAGGAACAAAAUAGUAGAAGAAUUAAGAGAUCGUAUCCUUCAGCUGCGCUUCCCCCACAGAGUCCAGAGCAAAGAGGCAACGCCAAAAGUGAAGCGGAAAGCCCUGGGCAGCAGCUCCCCAUCGAAAUCUCCUCCUGUGCCUGGGGCCCAGCCAACCCUCUCGGACAGGCCUUGCCUUAUUGUGCUGCACAAGCCUCUGGAGAAGCUCCUGAUUAGAUAUGAAAAGUUGCCCUCUGACUAUCGUGUUCCAUGCCUCCUGCCUCUGGAGAAUCCCCCCAUGUCUGGCCCUCUCACCAUGGUGGCCAACCGCACAGCUUCCUCCACCCUGGCUUCCUUGUCUCGCUACUUCUACCACCAGCGCUGGAUCUGGUGUGUGCAGUCGGGGCUGGUACCCACAGUGCCCAUCACAGCCGUGGCGCAACUGCUGUCCACUCUCACAGAGGUUCGUCUGUCCGAGGGCUUUCAUUUUGCGUCCAGUGGCGAUGGAAUUAUCAGUAUGGUGCUGGAGUUGCCCAUGAAGAGUGACUCCUCAAGAGAGAGCGGCAGUGAGAAGCACAGCUGCAUUGUCCAAUACGUGCUGUUCCCUCCACAUUCCACUUCAACCAAAGACAGUUUCUCCACAGAUGAUGACAAUGAUACAGAGGUGGAAGCUAUUGAGGUGGACAUGGAGCUGAACCUUGUUACAGAGUGCUGGGUGGAGCCACAAAGUGGCUGUGUGAAUAGUGCAUCAGACAGCUGGCGGCACUUACAUGGCCUGUCUUACCAGAAAAUUCCCAAAGCGCUUUACCCUCGAGAUCUAAUGUGCAUCCAUACCAUGCUUGCCUUUGAGUAUAUCAGCCAGCUGUGCCAGAACAAGGACUGGGUCUUCCCAGCAUGUGAUCCAAGACCCACUACUGCCGAAGGUUGUGGUGCUUCAAGCGGCUCUCGGGUACAUGAAAUUCCAUUCCAGUUUGACCUCAUGAAGCUAUUGCCAAAGUGUCAGCAGAUUGAAAUGUCCUUCCUGAUGCUGACAGGAGAGGAUGAUGGGAUCACAAAGGACUCUUCCUUCUUGCCCAAUGAAAUGCUCCUCAGCCUCUUCCAUGGCUGCCUCCAGCAUGACCUCAGCGACAGGGAGAUCAUGCUAUCUGGCACAGAUCAUAUAAGCUUCAUGGAGCAGGUGCUGCAGCGGGACAGAGAUGGCCACCCAGCCCCAUUUAUGCUCCCAGUGGUCCAAGAGCCUCCCAAGGCCUCUGUGCUCCCUGAACAUCGGGAUCCAGCCAACACCUACCGUUCUGUUGGCAGCAACGACAGGGCUACCUCUGCAAUUACACAACAGGCUCCAAACAAUGCAGAAGGGUCAAGAGAUGAGACCUUGCCAGCACCUGAGGACCUCUUCCCCCAGUGGCGAUGCUAUGCCAAGCUGGUAAAUCCACAGCAUCUUUUCCUCACCUUCCUACCAGCUACAUUUCCAGACAUACAGAGGUUGAUGGCUCAUGGGACAGAUAAAUCUUCCAAAGAGCAGGAACCAACACUUUCCCAAGGAGAAAAGGAGCUGGAGACUGCAGGGGUGCUUCCAACCGUCAGUGUUACGCCAGCCAAUGAAAUUGGCCAGGACUUGGGAGAUCCAGACGCAGUGCCGAGAAGAGAAGGGCGUAUUUCCUUCAGCCGCCAGACAUCUCAGCUUGACCUGGGUGAGAGCUGCCGAGCCCGCUGCCCUGUCUAUGUCUACAGCUGCUCCUUGGAGCUGUUGCGGGAGCAGAUGAUCAGUCCCAGGCUAGAUAAGCCUCUGCGGGACAUCUUUUUCAGAAGCCAGUCAGUGGAGCGCCCCACCAGUGCUCCCUGGCUAGAUGCCAAGCACAAGGAAUUGCUGAGUUUCUGUACCUUGCUGCAAGAGCAUUCCCAUCAGUGCUAUGUGAAAGGGCUGUUCCAGAGCCUACAACAGGGCCACAGCAUUAGCUGCCCUGAUCUGCUCAUAGCCAUGGAUUAUUGUGAGGAGCUCUUGCAGGAGAUAGACAUCACGAGCUUUCUGCUUACUCUGUGCAACCACGUGCGAUCCUUCUGUGAGCGCCACCAGCAUCUGCCCACCAGCUUGGAAGGGGAAUCGACGCAGGCCCCCCGAGCGCGGGGUGUGCUAGUCUCUGUUUCCAGUGCUGAGACGGAGGAUUUUAGUGAGCCAGAGUCCCAUGUUUCGGCCUGCCCUCCCCAAGAACCCAACCCCAGCUGCUGUUCAGAGUUCCCCCUCUCUCUGCUAAAGAGCAGCCAGCCUUGCCAGGAGCACCCAAACUUGCACAGGAUCAUCCAGGAAAAGUUCUUGGAGAUUGGCAGCUUGCAUUUCAAGCCAGUGCCGUCCAAUCCUCAUUAUUACUUCUACUGCCCUCCUUCUGCCAAAAAAGAGGAGGAGGCCUCUCGGGACCAUACAGAUAGGAAAGGCAGUGAAGACGUGGAAAGUUCAGAAACUGAACUGGCGGCGGAUGAAGGCAAUGCAUCCGCCUGUGGCAUUGGAACGGAGAGUGACCCCGAACUGGAAGUAGAGUAUCGGGAACGGCUGGACCACGAAUUUCUAGAAGCCGACUCUCUGUCGGACUCCAACACUGUUAACCAGGACGAGGACUCCUUCAGCGUGCUGGGAGACUCUCUGGCAGAGCAAGAGCUGCUGGAACAGGACAUGCCACCGCUCUUUGUGCACAUGACAUGCUCGGUGAAGCUGCGCAGCCAGCACAGUUCCAUGCCUGUUCGCUCGCUGCCCACCUGCCUAGGGGAGGUACUGGGCUGCUUUGAGAGCUGCAAGGCGCUGCACACCAUUGACCUCUCAGACCUGUGUGUGACCCUCGACAUUUUUGUUCUGACCCUCCCCCUGGAAAUCGAAACGGUGAACGAUCUGCAUCACAAUAGGUACACCUCUGAGAGUAGCGUCUCCUUCACCCGUUCCCCAGGGCGGCCUUCCUCCUUCCGCUCCGAUGAGGAGCUUAUGCACACCUUGGACAGGUUGCCCUCCACUGUGGAUGAUGGGCACCCAGCACUUUCCAAUCUUCCUGGAGUGCACAGACAAGCCGUUGAAGCUACCAUGACAGAGAUCCGCUGGCUUUUGGAUGACGAGAUUGUGUCUGCCUUGCGCCAUUCCCGGAGAAUUACCUCUGGCACUUUGAGCCGGGUGGCUACCCAUGUUUACAGUUCUCAAGGCCGUCCUAGCUGCCACUGUGAAACGGUUCCUUUGCAGUUCGUGUUUGGGCCUGAGAGCUCUCUGGAAAAGUUUCGUGAGGAGUUCCAGAGAAUAGCCCUACCAGGCUAUGUGCUCAACGCUGAAGACAGUGAUUUCUACUAUGUUUCCAUCAGUCGCCUACAUGCCCCCAAAGAUGGUCCUAGCCCCACAGUGACGCUUGAGAGCACCAUGACUGGAGGCAGGUGUGAAAGCAGCAUCAAAACAGAAGGCUCUUUGCCCUGCUCCCCUCCGCCCGAGGAGGCUCAUGGUCUCUGGGCAUGGCCAGCGAGUGAGAACAAGCAGGAGGCAGAAGAAUUCCUGGACUUGUCAGAUGAAGUUCCACAGCCGGAUCAAGCCCACACUUCGGAGUGUGGCUCCAUGGAUGAGGAAUCUGCCGUGACCCAGCCACAGCCUCUGCCGUGCUCCUUGGAGAAGUGGAACAGUGAGAAAUCUCCCUUAGCAACACCAUCUGUAGCGAGCCUGGCAGACUCUGUGACUCCAGGCUGUGGGAAGCAGCGUCCCAGUCGGGUACAGAGCCUGGUAUCGAGCCAGGGCAGUAUGGAUUCCGAUCUCCUAGGCUAUGAUGGCGGGAGCAGUGAUUCCGAAUGUGAGGAGGCAAUAAUGAGUGACCUGGAACCCAAGUGCCCUCUCAUGCCUGACUUCUGGCUGAUUGUCAAAAUCCACCAGGACCGGGUGGAAGUCUAUUCCCACACACGCAGCUUGAGUGCGGUGAAAGCAGCGCAGAAUGAGGAAGGGGAAUGUGUGCAUCUUCACCGUACAGUGGUGAAGAAAGUUGGUGAGAUCUGCCGCCUUGUUAAUCAGCGGCUGCUGCUACAGGAUCUGCACGACAGUCAUAAUUGCAAUUCCCUGCUCGUGGCUGAGAGCGAGGAGGAUAUCUGGAAAAGUGAAACGCCGUACACCUACCGGCAGCGCACUGGGCCUGAUGACUACCCAGGAGAGGAGAGCUACCAGCCCCAUGACUAUCUGGCGGCCACCAUGCAGUUCAUACCCGGACACUUUGCUUGUGACGCAGUCUGGAGCACCACCAUCCAUGUGCAUUCACGACUCAAGAUGGGACCCAAUAUGGGUGUUGCACGCGCCAUCCAGGCUCUGCGUUCUGUGCUCAAUGCUUUCUCAGUUGUGAACAGGAAGAAUAUGUUUGUUUACCAGGAGCGCUCAACCAAGUCUGUUUUCUAUUUACGACUCUCUGAGACCACUUCCAGUGGGAAGGGUGGGGAAGCUGAAACCCAGAGCCUUCCAUGCCGUUCACUGGCCCUUUCGCGCAGCCAGGAGCCCAUAUACAUGGAGGACCUGAGCGGCUCUCGCUCCUCUUUGGAGACAGCCUCUUUCCGCAGUGUGGACUCGGCCCGCCCGGUGAGCCAAGUGGACAGGCAUAUCCAGCUGGUGGUUCAUGGAGUUGCACCGGCAGGACCUGAGAUCACAGAUGAGCUAGUGAAGGUUCUACGCAGGCGCCUAGAUGAAGCCACCCUGGACAUCAUCACAGUCAUGCUCGUGCGGAACUGCAAGCUCACCCCUGCUGAUGUGGAGUUCAUACAGCCUCCAGGAAGCCCACCUACUGAAGUGCUGCAGUUCACUCUGCCCCCCUCGUGCCUGCCCUGGCUCCCGGCCAUAGCCUGCUACCUGCGUCAGAACCUGCUGAUCUUCCUGCACACACCCAAGUACACAGACAGCAACAUUGAGAACCAUUUCAAGCACUAUUUCCACCAGAGUAGCAGCAGCAGCCAUGACCUGGAUCUCUAUCUGUACAACAAGCCUGGAGGCCAGGGCACUGGUGGCAAAGGCAUUGCAUGCAUUGCCCUAUCCUUUGUGGACGACCGUGGAAAUCCCAUCUCAUUGACUCGCUGGGUGAGACCACCCACCGCAUUGCUGAGCACAUCCUUCCUCCAGGAGGCAGAUUUCGAGAGCUUGACAGCUGUCACUAAGCACCAGGCUGAGCCUGGCACGUCACAGCCAGCACUCUGUCCUCUGGUGCGCCUGGACAUUUGGGAGAAGGGCAACAUCAGCCUGCUGCAGCUCUCCGAAAGGCUGCGCAGUGCUCUUCGCCAUGCCCUCUGCGACGCCCUCAUGGAGUUCCGUGUGCUGCCCAACCCACUGUGUGUCGAUCCAUCUGCUGAGCCAGAGUUUCCAGGGAGUGUCGGAAGCCUGCGCCGGACGAUGUCAGAAACCAAAGGGUUGACGCCGCCUGGCAGGCGCCGAGGAGCGUGUCCACCUGCUCUGCAUUUCACUGUGCCCACUGCAGCUGCUGGUGAGCCGGUCACACCCACCAACAAGUUGGGGAGACGAAGCUUCUGGGACAUGCGGAGCAAACCAGAGGCGGUAGAGCAAGGGAGCCCCAAGACCACGGAUGACAUAGUGCUGGAGCGGCCUGAAGAGAGCCGAACCCGCCGCCGCCACAAGACCGAGAGUGUGAAACAGCCCUCGAGCCACGAACGUGUUGCAGCAGCUUCCGAGCAGGGGCAGGCCCAGAGGCGCCGGGCCUGCCAGCUAGAGGAGGGGGAUGUCGGAGUCCUGCACCCAAUUUUCAGCCAGACCUGCCAGUCCUGGAUGGCAUUCAUGAACCGCCUGGGGUGUCCCUCAGUGCAGCAAUGUGCCACGGAAAGUGUGUCCCGCUUCCUGCUCCCCUCCAUCAUGCUUGAGGUAGUGAACCUAGUCACUACUUUGGCAAAUGACACCACUGUCAAAGUGUUUGAAAAAGUCAGUGGUCCCCAAGGGGUGUCCUUUGUGCCACAUUCCCUGACACCAAGCACCAGCACUCGGCCAGCUGUCAUUCGACACUUUGCCCUGCUUGGACGCAGCUUCCACCAGUGGCACUGCAGCACAGAGCAAGCCACCAAGGGAUUGCAGCGUUUUGAGGCCACCGAGCUUGGGUCUGCAGAGAAAAGUUGUGAUGUAGCUCCCCGACAAAGAUUCCUUUUCAUGGAGAUCAUUGACAAAAAGCUGGCGCUGCAUACCUACAACUGGUCAGUGGACCAGGGCAGUGCCCUGAGCAGCUCCCUCACCCGCUUGCUGCAGUGGCAGAAUGCCCGCGCCCAUGUGGUGCACUGCCUGAUCAGCCAGAAGCUUGGGCUCUUCCAUCACUACUGCUACAUGGACACCCCGUGGCAUGAGGACAGCAAACAGGAGCAAAAUCCCUUCCUGAACUCAACAGUGGAUGUGGAUCUCCUGAUCCGGAGCCCUAGCGUCCCUGCAGGCAGGGAGCCCGGUCGCCUCGGCAGCUCUGCCCGCAUCCUGCAGCCUCUGCACUUCCCUCCGGAUAUGGUGCCCUUCGACGAGGCCCUCCGAGACGUCUCGGUCAACCAGCCUACCCUUCAUAGCCCAGAGAUGGCCACGCUCGACCGUGUGGCCCAGCACGGAGCUCAGUUUCUGGAGAUCAAGAGCAUGGAGCGGAAAGAGCUGGAGAAACAGAUGAAAAUUGAGAAUCUCUUUGUGACGUGGCAACAGCGGUCUGCACAGUCCAACAUGCCCAUCACUCUUGCAGAUCUGGAAACGCUGAAGCAGUCCUCCCGCCUGGUCCAUUAUUGUGCCACGCCGUUGCUCUUUGAUCCCACCUUCCGGCAACAGAUUCAGGCUGACCAGCAGAACAAGCCGGAGGGGAAGAAGCGACACCGCUCAAAUGACUCCACGGCAUCCGGUAGGGACCGCAGCCACAGCUGUGACUCCGCAGAGGGGCUGCCAUGUCGGACCAAGGAUGAGGCCUGGCUGCUGGAGCUGUGCCACACUUUCCUGCAGCAGUACAUCCAGUACCUGCAGAGCAUGGGCUUCAUUGUGGUGCAGGUGCGCCCGCCGUCCCCCACCCGCAGCAGCACCAGCAGGAUCCGAGCUCUGGCAGCAAUGGGCAUUGAGGGCCGGGCCUCUUUCUCAUACACCAGGCCAAAGGCGGAGGGGAGCCCAAAGAGCGCCAGCCCUCCUGUCACCACGUACCACUUGCAGAGAGCUCUGCCUGGGGGCAUCGUGCUCAUGGAGCUAGCUUUCCAGGGCUGCUAUUUCUGUGUGAAGCAGUACGCACUGGAGUGCUCACGAAUCCCUAUGGGGCAGACUGUCAACUCACAGCUUUCUAUGCUCUUCACGGAGGAGUGCGACAAGGUGCGUGAUCUCAUGCAUGUGCACUCGUUCAGUUACGAUUUCCACCUGCGCAUCGUGCACCAGUACCUACUUGGAUCCCAUAUGGCGCUGCGGCAAGGCUAUCACCUCACCAGCUUUCUGGAAGACUUCAUUGCCCAGCACCCUGACAUCCCCAAGUUUGGACGCAAUCACAUCUUCCAAGGUGCGCUGACCUUGCCUACCAGCUCCAUUACAGCACACCAGCUGUACAACUAUAUAACUGACCACGCCAACACCUAUCAUAUGAAACCACUGCGCAUGGCCAAACCAGGAACUAACGCUGAGGGCAAGAAGGGCACUCCCAGCCCUGAGCAAAAUGAGUAUGCCCUAGUCUCCAUCUGGAACAGCUCUGGCUCCUACAAGGAUUCAGAGGGGUUGCGUCACCACGACGACUUCGAUGUCUCCAUGCUUGUGUUCCACAAUGCUGCUCCCUUUGAGGAGCAAAGUGAGUCAGAGCGACAUAUGCUAAGGUUGCACUUCUACGUGAUCAUGACAAGCCAACGGGAGCUGUUUCCACGACUAACGGCCGACAUGCGCCGUUUCAAAAAGCUGCCACGCCUGCAACGGGACACGCUGGAGCCAGUUCUGGGACGUGCCGCCUGGGAGACGGCAGAGGGGGGCUGGCAGCGGAAGGAAGUGCCAGAGCCCUGGGAGGAGGUGGAGGACAGUGGGGAGUUCUAUGCAGGAGGUCCCCAGGUCAAGGUGGGCCCCGGGCUCUUCUACACAUCCCCGCUCUUCCCGCUUCUUGCCUCCGAGGUGGCUGCUGCCCAGAAGCAGCUCAGCAGCAUGGUGCAGCUUGCCAAGUGCCACUGCCGCCGAGACAACCUCUGGAAGAGGCUCUUCCUGCUUGAGCCGCUUGCUUCUGACAAGCUCAAGCUGGGCAAGCUCUCCCUCGGCGAGUUGGAGGAGCUGCUGGACGCCGUGCACAGGAAAUCGAUUGCUGACAUUGAUCCCCAGCUGAGUUGCUUCCUCACCAUGACAGUCUCCUGGUACCAGAGUCUUAUCAAGGUGCUGCUGAGCCGUUUCCCCCAGAGCUGCCGCCAUUUCCAGAACGCAGAUGCUGGUACUCAGUACCUGGUCGUGCUGAACCAGAAAUUCACAGACUGUUUUGUGCUUGUAUUCCUUGAUUCCCAUUCAGGAAAAACGAGUCUGACCGUGGUGUUUCGAGAACCAUUCCCAGUGCAGCCCCAGAACAGCGAGAGCCCCUUGCCGCAGCUGGUGUCCACGUACCACCAUCUGGAAUCGGUCAUAAACACAGCUUGCUUCAAUCUCUGGACAGGGCUGCUCUAGUGUUGGUUGGCUCCUUCCACCUGGGGCAUGCUGCACAGGCCCAGCUGGGGCGAAGAGGCCACCGCAAGUGGCAGAAGCACACAUGGGGGACCGUAGUGGGUGAUGUGAGGCUACAGCUGGCUGGGUAAGAGCUUGGUUAGGACA